AUGAGUCGACAAACAAAGGGAUUGAGACGUUAUUGCGAUAUUUGCCGUGAUACAGAUAUAGAUGUGAAAUGUUCACAGUGUGGUAAAGUGUAUCACUGGGACUGUCUACGCAACUGCAAUUUGAUAGGAAGUGAUGUAAUAUUGGAAGACUCAUUUUAUUGUCCAGAUUGCAAAAACAAUGACGAGUUUUGCUAUAUUUGUAAAGAUGAUGAUACAGGAGAUACAAUGUUAUACUGCGAUGGAUGCCCAAAAUCUGCUCAUUUAAGGUGUUUAGGGCUAACAGAAGAACCAGAUGUGCCAAUGUGGUAUUGUCCAAAUUGUGAAACAGAUACGGGAUGUAAGAAGAAGGAUAAACAGAAUGGUGAUGUGCGAACUUUAGGAGGAACAAAGAAGACGAAUGAUGACACAGAUAUUAAUAGUGAUACAUGUUAUGUAUGUCAGAAGACUGGAAAACUUCUUGGAUGCGAUUUUUGCACAUAUUCAUAUCAUCCUAAAUGUAUAGAGACGGAGGUUUUUGCUUUUGAUAGUGAUAAAUGGAAAUGUCCAGUUUGUAGAGGUGAAGAUCCUUUAAAAAAUAUGAGGCAUAAACGGAUGACGAAGUCUGAAAGAUAUAAACUUUCUCAGGAGUGGCAGAAUUGUAUUAAGAAGCAAAUAAAGCAAUCAACAAUAAACCGUGAUAUAUUUUUGUGGGAAAACAGGCAAGCUAUAUCACCUUUUGUUUCCCGAAAAGUUAUGGAGCGCCUAAAACGAAAUGCAGAAAAUGCCAAGAAACUGAAUACAAACAGUAAAAGUGGUAGAAUUCGGAAGAUAAGGAUUGAUGAGGAUAUAGAGGCAGAAGAUUGUAGGCUUAAUAGUGAAAAUAGUGAAGAUGCUUAUAGAUAUUAUGAAGCUCAACAAAAAGCAAAGGAAAAGUCGAUUCAGAUCUUAAAUGAAGGGGUAGAAUUAAAAGAUUACCAAAGAUUUGGAGUUCAUUGGCUCUUAGAUGCUUUUUUGAUAAAAGGUGGAGCUAUUUUAGCAGAUGAAAUGGGACUUGGUAAGACUAUUCAGACAUUGACAUUUCUGUCAUGUUUAAAAGCUUUAGGUAUUACAGGUCCUCAUUUAAUUGUUGUCCCUUUAUCAACAGUUGGGAACUGGGCAAGAGAAGUUCGAAGAUUUACUCCUAAUCUAACAAUAACAAAGAUAUGUGGCAGUAGAUGGGAACGUGAACACGCAAUGAUGGACCCUGUUGCUGCGGAUGGGUUAUAUGACUUGUAUAUUACUACAUAUGAGACUGUAGUUACUGAAGAAUCCUUUUUUGUGGAUAAUUUCCGUUGGCAAUGCAUAAUUCUGGACGAAGCUCAUAGGAUUAAGAAUGAAGGGGGACGGAUUAGACAUUCGAUGGAUAGAGUUAGUGGAUCAAUGCGAGUCUUACUAACUGGAACCCCUUUACAAAAUUCUCUGCGAGAACUGUUCACAUUACUAAAUUUUCUCUUUCCUGAUAUUCUACAGGAUUCUGAAAUUUUUGAAAAGAUAUUUCAAAUGAAAGAUAUAACAAAGAGUGCAGUAACAUCUGGUUCUGCUAUUGGAUCUUCUUGUGCAAGUUCUGAUGAUGAAAUAGAGGAUUUGGACAAUUUAGGUAUUAAAGUGGACUCAAAACGUAUAAAAUUAUUCCAUCGUCUUUUACAAAAACUCUUACUAAGGAGGACUAAGGAUUUGGUAAUUAAACUUCCAGACAAGAUUAUUAGAGAUAUUUGGCUUCCACUAUCUCCUUUUGGAUGGCAGUGGUAUAAACGGCUUCUUGAUGUAGGGAAUGUUCAUGGAGAUGUUUCAUUUAGAAAACUUUUAGGAUUAGUAAUUAAAAUGAGGAUUUGUUGUUCACAUCCUCGUGGAUUGGUAGCUAGAAGUUCCCAGCUUGACAAGUUAUUCAGUGUAUUUACAGAGGCCUCUCCUGAGCUUUUAAAUGAAGUUACUGGUGAUGCUUACAAGCUAAAGAGCAUAUUUGGCUGGGACCACGUCAAAGGAUCUUCUAAAUUAUUUUUUUUAGAUAAAUUAUUAAUGCAACUGCAUAGAGAAAACUGUUAUUAUAUUUCAGAUUAUGAAGUUAGUCACAACAAAUAUAUUACUGAGCAAAUUCGCUCGAUAAAAUCGAGGAUCAGUGAGCUAAGAUGUAAAGGGAUGGAGGAUAGUAAGAGUGGGGAUACAAAGACAAUUGUUGGGACUUUAUCUUUUGAGAAGGGUUACGAGGAGGAGCGGAGAGCAUGUUCAGAUUUUGACGAGAAUGAAGAGAAUUUCUCUUCAGAGAAAGUAUUUGUAGAUCUUUAUUCUCACUAUAUGUAUGAUAAGGAAAUAAACAGUGAUAAUAAACAAAUUAAAACUGAACGGAAUGAUGAGGUAAUCGAAAAUACUGAAGAAAAUAACUAUAAAUCGGAAAAGUUAGAUAAACCAAAGAAACGUUGUAGAAUGCAUAAAGUUUUGAUAUUUACUCAAUUUCAACUAAUACUAGAUGAGCUGGAAAACUAUUGUUUAUGGAGAGGAUGGCAAUAUAUGCGACUUGAUGGGAGUACUAAUAAACUUAUUCGUGAACUAGAUAUCCGAGAAUUUGGUCUUCCAGAUAACUAUGUAUUCAUAUAUUUGAUUUGCACAAGGGCAGGAGGUUUAGGAAUAAACUUAGUGAGUGCAAAUCAUGUAGUUAUGUAUGAUGAAGAUUGGAAUCCAUUUGUAGAUUUGCAAGCAGUUGAUAGAGCCCAUCGCAUUGGUCAGACUCGUGAUGUAUGUAUAUGGAAACUUGUUACUGAAUGGAGUGUAGAAGAGAGAAUGGUUUUUGGACGUGAGCAAAAGCUUAAAUUGGAUAAGAUGGUAAUAAAAGCUAGAGAGGAAGAAAGAGAAGAUGAGUUCUUAGGAAAGCAGGAAGGCAAGAUAAAAAAGGAUACACACGACUCAUCUUUUGCUCCUGAAGAGAAGCUUUCUGCAGAAGAGGUUACUAAACUUGUGAGAUAUGGUAGGAAAGCACUUAUGCACAUGGAUGAUACUUCUAACAUUUUUGAGAUGAAUUUGGAAGAGCUUAUGGAAAGGAAGCGAGUACCUAUACCAGAUGAAGAUGUACUGAUGCAAAAAGAAGAAAAAGGUGAAUUAGGAGAAGAAGAUAAACCUGAAGUAUUAGAUACUGAAGAGGUUGAUAUAACUGAAAUUUUGUGUGAUGAGAUGGAUGAAGCUGGAACUAUUCAGGGGGGGAAUACCGGACCUAAUCCCACUUGCUCUAUAGGUGCAACUACAGUUAGUACAUCUCCAGCUGAUGACAUAUUAGAAAUUAACAUAUCUGGUGAUGUAUCUACAGUGGCUAUAUCUCCAACUACAAGCGGAGGAGAUGAUGAUGGUAUAUUGUGGAGAUCUAAACGUACCCGCAAACCCCCUCCUCCUAUUUAUGACCCAUUACACUGGGAAUCUCGAUCAAAGGUGAAUGAAGAUAAGAAGUUAAUAUUGAAGCAUGAACGUUGGUGCUUUCGCUGUGGUCAAAGUAAAGCUGAUGGAGUUGGAAAUACAAAGGGAAAUGAAAACAGUAAUAAAAAUACUGAGAAUGGAAACAAAAGUACUUCUAUUAGUGGAUGUUGUGGUUCACCUCCAAAUUUUGGUGAUGUUGCAACAAAUUCUGGAAAUACUUCAUCUUCAUCUCGUAAUAAUAAGUCAUUUGCCCAAUCAGAUGAGUAUAUGCGCAAAUUUGGCUUGAUUAACUGUAGUAGAUGCCCAAAGUCUUACCAUUGGUUUCAAUGUUUAGGAUUAGACAAGGUUCCUCCAAAAACAUGGAUCUGCCCAUGGCAUGAAUGUUGCUUAUGCUUUAGAAGAGCUACUCAAGCUGGUGGCUUAUUGAUUCACUGUAGUGAAUGUCCAACAACAUUUUGUAUUGACUGCUUUCCUCCAGAAUAUGCUAGACAUCAAGUUUUGGAUAGUUUUUUUGAAAACUUAAAUAAAAGAGGUUGGAAUGUAUCUAGGGAUUCAAUGAUUGUAUUUUUAUGUUCAAAAUGUAAAGCUCUACAACAGCAAGAGAUUCGCAAAAAACUUUCUAAACAGCAACUAAUAGAGGAACAGCAAAGGCGCAGAAAGAUGAAUGAACAGCUCAAAUCAGAUGUUCUUAAGUCAGGUCAAAAAACUCUUGAUCAGUUAGGAUUUGGAACAUCUUCAGGUUCAAGUAGUAGUAUUCAAGGUAACAAUAAUCGCUUAACUCCUUACAUACCCGGGAGGAAACGAAAUAUUGAAGCUAUUUGGAAACAUACAGAGGCUCAGAUACGGAAGGGCUUUGAAAGAUUCUUCCCCCCACUUUUGUAUCAAUUACAACAGGAGUAUAUUCAAGAUAACGCUAAGCAAGAAGCUGCUAUAAUUGCAGGUGCUUCUAGAGAAAGAGAAGGCUCAAUAACAGGAUCAAUAAAUAGUGACAAAACUUCAGAGCUAACAGGUAGCGAUAAAGUUUCGGGAGAAACUGGUCCAAUUACAAAUAGUUCUACAGAGGACUUCAACAUUGGAAGCCUACGUAGAAGUCCAUGGAUGCGUCCUCCAGGUGAAUGGUUACGAUUGUGUGACAAUUGCUUGCUUCCAUUCCACGAUAUAUCAGGAUGUUCAUAUCCUCUGGAAGUUGUAAAGGUUUCUGUACCUUCUGGAGUCACUCAAAUAGAUGUUGAAACAGGUCAACCAAUGCAAUUAGCUGAUGGAACUAAAAUUAAUUCUCUAGAAGAUUUAGCUGCACUAGCAAAAAAUCCUGGAUUUGACUCCAAGUUUCAGACUAGGUCAUAUUGCUCAUUGUGCGGUUUGUCUGGAAGGAUGCAUACUAGAAGGAGUUGUCCUUUGCUACCAACUAAAGCAGAAGCAGAGUAUGAAGAGCGACAAGUUAUUUUAGAAAGAUUUAUUAAAACUCUUAAUAAUUACCCUGUUGAAUUUCCUCAUGAUCUUACAGAGGCAGAUGAAGCUACUGGAGGAUGGGAAUGCUACAGGAAAAGAGCUCAAAAAAUAGCUGAAGAAUAUCUUCUUGAUUGUUUUGUAGCUUGUGGUUUACAUGAAAUUAUAAUUCCAUCUGGUACAGCUUAUAUUGGACGUCAAAAUGUUGCUAGGAGUGUUGUAUAUAACAAUUCUGCAAACCAGCAAUCUGUAGUAAAUGCAAUGAGCUCUUUAAAGACACAAAUCAACAACUCCUCUGGAUCAAGUGCAGUUAGGUCUCUUAAAUCUUUAAACAAACAAACUACCUUAACUAACUCUAACAUUCCAACAUCUUCAUCAAUGACUGCAGCUGCAGUUGCAAUCCAACAGAGGAUGAAUGAUGCAGCUGUCUCACUUGCUAGAGCAAGAUACGCUGCAGCUGCAGCUGCAGUUACAGUAGCUGGAUUUAGACAUCCACAACCUAUAAUACCAUUUCCUAUUGUUGCAAAUAAUCCAUAUAGUAUGUUUACAGUAGCUGGAACUCCAACUUCAAUGUUAUUUAGUACAGCAAAUCCUGCAGUGGCUGCUGCUGCCCGUGCAAAUAUGAUUGUUGGUGCCAAUGUUGCCGCUGCUGUAAAUGCAUUUAGCAGAAAUAGGAAACGGAGUUCAUGUGAUACUACUGAUUCAGUACUAAGCUCUACAAAUAUGAGUACUCUUGGUGAAGCUCCCCCUACGAAGUCAAUGUAUAUAUCAACCUCUUUAGUACCCUGGGCAAAUGUUGACCCACCUACUGGAGGUGGAACAUCAUCAUUUGCAGAAGAUCCUAAUAAAGUUCUCAUUGAUGCUAGUGUGACAUUAGAUUCAUGGAUUAAGAAAAUCAAGCCUGAAUAA
This is a messenger RNA of Cryptosporidium muris RN66, 5772 nucleotides long. RefSeq names its product SNF2 family N-terminal domain-containing protein. The record is from RefSeq and is a predicted model, not a curated record. Gene Ontology annotation, cellular component: nucleus. The transcript has a single exon. Bases 1 to 5772 code for a protein of 1923 amino acids. Lineage: Eukaryota; Apicomplexa; Conoidasida; Eucoccidiorida; Cryptosporidiidae. Gene Ontology annotation, molecular function: DNA binding; ATP binding; ATP-dependent chromatin remodeler activity.